AUGUCAAGCCGAAGGAAGUUGUCUAACCCCUGCACGGUCCGUACAACUAGUUCAACUGCAGAAGACUCUGUGGAAAUGGAUCUUUCAUCUGAAUCUCUGCUGUACAGAUGUUCACCGGUGCCUCCCCCUGUAGAGAAAAACUGGAAAUCAUUGAAAGGCAAGGAAAAGGGGCAGAUGAGUAAGGGAUCUUCAUCUGAGCAGGGUUCCUUCUACACCCAUAACCUCAACGACUUCAGAGAGCAUGAGGUCUCCCCUCAAUCUGAAUGUCCACUCGAUGCCCUCUACCUGUGUACCACCUGCAAGUUCAGUACCAACUCCUUUGAUACCCUUUCAUGCCAUAAUAAAUUGGAGCACCAAUGUGAGGGCCAUGUCAAGCUUAAGAAGAUCAAACUGGAUAGCCAGACCAUCCUCGAGCAAACCACUGAGGGCGAGAAUGAAUCUGUCCCUUGGAAACCUGGUGACUCUACAUUUCCCUUACGGUUGGAACCCUCGAGCAAUUCAGCAUCUGAAGAUAUUGGAAAGACUUCAGUGGACAACAGCAAAGGUUUAGAGAAAGAACUAGAGAUGGAGAAGGAGCUGGAUGUUCAAGUGUUGAAUGAUGAGAUCAGAGCAGUGAGUGUAAAUGGCACAAUCAUUAUUCCAGAGCCCAUGUCUCAUGUCACGCCUCUGUUGCAGCGGCCACCAAACCUCAGCACGGCUCUGACAAUCGCAGUUCCUUUUCACAACAGCAAGUACAACCCCAUACUGGACAGCAACACCACCCUGAUCACAUCCUUUAACAGAUUCCCAUAUCCUACCCAUGCAGAGCUCUGCUGGCUCACCGCAGCCUCAAAACACCCUGAGGAGCAGAUCAAGGUUUGGUUCACCACCCAGCGUCUGAAGCAGGGCAUCACUUGGUCACCUGAAGAGGUGGAAGAAGCCCGUAAGAAGAUGUUCAAUGGCAGUAUGCUACCUGUUCACCAGACCUGCACUGAUUUGCCUUCUCCUGUUAGUGAAUUAGUUAAACCCAGCCAGCCUUUUGCACAAAGCGGUCAACAACUGCCUGGACAGACCAGGCUUUUGUCAAAUGGCACAGCUAAUGGAUCAACUGCUACUUGUCAACCUGUCACUGCAACAGCAUUCAAUCAAACACCAGUUCUUAAACGCUCUUUAGGAACUCAUCUGUUGUUUUCAGAGGUCAAGUGCCCUUUGGUCACCACAACUGUAGACCCCAAAGAAAGACUAAGCAUGCCUCCUCCACCACCUCCACCACCAGAAAGACUCACCAUAGCUACUUCUGCAGUGCUCACAGAGAGUACCGAAUCUUACUCUGCUAUGAAGAAACCCAUUAUUGCACCUUUUGCCCCACCUAAUGGGAAAUUGCUAAUGGUUCUUCCACUGGGUCCAUCCAAAGAGAAGAAACCUGUGGCACAUCCCUUAAUGUUGCCCAAAGAUAGACUCCCUUUGUCACCGAUAGUUUCCACUAAUCUAAAAAGAUCUAUAGUUCAUAAGCAAAUUGAUAAUCAUAUUUCAAUUUCCUCUUCUGGUCCUAAAAACAAGUCAUCAUACUUGGGUAAUGAUGUAAACAUGCCCUUGCCAACUGCUAUGAUUGUUCCACAAGUGAACAGGCCAACAAUCAUUCGGACUCCAUUUUCCCUGUCGGCUGUUCCACCUCUGUCCUCUGUAGCUACACCAGUUCAUCAGUCAGAACCGUCAGUUGCACCAGUGACCUCAUGCUCCAACAGUCAGAAUGCCAAUGGAACCCCCUGUGGAGAUGCUAAGAAUUGGUUUCUUGAUCAAAACGCCCAGAAUGAUUCCCAACGCUCAAGUGAACUUACUCUUAGGGAGCGUCCGGUUCCCACUCACUUUCCUCUACUGGAGAGAGUGAAGGGCAAAAGUUCUGGACAGAUGAAGCUUCUAGAGGAGAGUUUUCAAAAGAACAGUUUCCCAUCCUUUAAUGAGGUCAAGCACCUCAUGAUCUCCACCAGACUGUCCAGAGAGAAAAUUGAGAGCUGGUUCCUGCAGCGCAGAGUGCUUCGUGAUGAUAUGGAGCAAGCCCUGCUGAAUUCUAUGGGCUCUAAAAGGUGUCCACAGCAGUACCAGCAGGCUCUCCUUAAUGGAGCUUACAAUAAUGCUAGUGCCUUUCCCUUCAGUCCUGUGCCUCUGGACAGCAAGUCCAUGAACCUUCUCAAAAAUGUCUUUGUUCAAAACAGCUGGCCUUCACCUGCAGAGCUCAGACAUUUGGAGAUACAGAAGAGGUUGUCUCACACAGACCUUGUCCAUUGGUUCAAAGAUAGUCACCUGGCCCAGCAAAGCAGUAUCCUCCAGCAGAAGAUGGUGUUCGAAGAGCAAAAUGACACCUCAAAGCAGCCCAGCCAGAACAAUCAACUGCUUAGAGAUGAGACCACCAAACCCAGCAGCCCAGAGAUUGAGGACUGGUUCACCAACAUGCUGGGGCACCGCUGGCAAGACAUGGGCAACAGUGGGGGACUGAUUGGUGAAGGCUGGGAGGAUAAUGCUGUGGCCGUUGGAACCAGAUCACAGCUGGUCUCAGAUACAGAUUAG
Myxocyprinus asiaticus (Chinese sucker) is the source of this 2544-nucleotide messenger RNA. RefSeq names its product zinc fingers and homeoboxes protein 2-like. Gene Ontology annotation, cellular component: nucleus. The transcript has a single exon. Gene Ontology annotation, biological process: regulation of transcription by RNA polymerase II. The coding region runs from base 1 to 2544 and encodes 847 amino acids. Lineage: Eukaryota; Metazoa; Chordata; Actinopteri; Cypriniformes; Catostomidae. Gene Ontology annotation, molecular function: DNA binding; DNA-binding transcription factor activity, RNA polymerase II-specific. The record is from RefSeq and is a predicted model, not a curated record.